Molecule: messenger RNA, 1296 nt
Organism: Lycium ferocissimum
Lineage: Eukaryota; Viridiplantae; Streptophyta; Magnoliopsida; Solanales; Solanaceae
Product: ribose-phosphate pyrophosphokinase 4
Exons: 7
Coding region: 152-1120 (322 amino acids)
Biological process (GO): purine nucleotide biosynthetic process; 5-phosphoribose 1-diphosphate biosynthetic process
Cellular component (GO): cytoplasm; ribose phosphate diphosphokinase complex
Molecular function (GO): magnesium ion binding; ribose phosphate diphosphokinase activity
Source: RefSeq, a predicted model, not a curated record
AACGGCACCCAAAUCCACGGCAAGGAGACAUGCUAUAAAUAGACAGCAAUCAGUAGACAGAGCCGCGCCCCCUCUUUGUUUACUGUUGGCUGCAAACAAAGUGAGAAAUAUCUUUUGGUCUGAAAGUAAAAGUUGUCGGUGUGUUGACUCGAUGGAGAACGGUAGUGCAGUGGUGAUGAAGAAGCAAGUGCUUCUGUAUUACUGUGUUGAAAUGGAGCAACUUGCUCGCAAGAUUGCUUCUGAUUCUGACUGCAUUCAUCUCCAUUCCAUUAACUGGAGGAGUUUCGAUGAUGGUUUUCCAAAUCUCUUCAUAAACAACGCACAGAAUAUCCGUGGGCAGCAUGUUGCUUUUCUGGCAUCUUUCAGCUCACCAGCAGUCAUCUUUGAACAACUUUCUGUGAUAUUUGCUCUUCCAAGGCUAUUUGUCGCGUCUUUUACACUUGUAUUGCCGUUCUUUCCAACGGGAUCCUUUGAACGGAUGGAAGAGGAAGGAGAUGUGGCUACUGCAUUCACCAUGGCUAGGAUAAUAUCAAACAUUCCAAUCUCAAGAGGUGGUCCAACCAGUGUAGUCAUCUAUGACAUCCAUGCAUUGCAGGAGAGGUUUUAUUUUGGAGACCACGUUCUGCCUCUGUUUGAGACUGGAAUCCCGCUGUUGAAGCAACGGCUUCAGCAACUUCCAGAGUCUGAGAAGAUAGUAAUAGCUUUUCCUGAUGAUGGAGCUUGGAAGCGGUUCUACAAGCAAUUGGGUCAUUACCCUGCUGUAAUUUGCAAUAAAGUCCGGGAGGGUGAUAAGAGAAUUGUCAGGCUUAAAGAGGGUAAUCCUGCCGGCUGUCAUGUGGUCAUUGUUGAUGACUUGGUCCAAUCUGGAGGUACCCUAAUUGAAUGCCAGAAAGUUUUAGCAGCUCAUGGUGCAGCAAAGGUUAGUGCAUAUGUGACCCACGGAGUUUUUCCAAAGCGGUCAUGGGAGCGUUUUAUGCACAAGAACGAUGGUUCAGAGAAAGCAUUCACAUACUUUUGGAUCACAGAUUCAUGUCCCCUCACGGUGAAAGCCAUAGCUAAUAAAGCUCCUUUCGAAGUCAUAAGUUUGGCAGGAUCAAUAGCUGAUGCACUUCAAACCUGAGAACACUAUUUGCUACCUAUGUCAGUUGUAGUAAGAAGGAAAUAUGAUAAUCUUUAUUAUUGUUGGAGUAAUUGUGCAAGGAUCGUAAUUGGUUUAAGCUGGAACAUUACCCUUGUAAGAGAAACUUCUAAUAUGAUGAAUCCCAUUGCAAUAACAUUUUCAGUUCACUAUGUCAA